AUGUAUUUAUCUCAGUCAAUUCUAAGACGCAAUCUAUCUACCUCUUUCUCUUUCCCUCCCUCUCUCUCUACCUAUCUAUCUCUCUCUCUAUCUAUCUAUCUAUCUAUCUAUCUAUCUAUCUAUCUAUCUAUCUAUUCCAGUCUUAUUCAUAUCUAUCUAUUUAUCUAUAAACCAACACGUUCUUUUUCUCUGGACCGUCUACGGUGGGAGGUCACCACUGCAGAGUAUGCCGCGACAAAUAUGCAGGUGAGGAAAAUUGUCAUGGAUACCAUUCACUCAGAAGAAACGUCAUUCAAGAUACAGGGAAUCGAGAGAAAAAAAAAUAAAGUCAGAGACCACGUGACAUUCUUUCCACGUGCAGUGGGCGGUGCACCGACGCUGAGGAAUGAUGGGAAAUCCUAUACUUCGUCACAAAUAACUUUGCCGGUUGCCGGUUCCUUCACACGCUCUUUUUCCCUCUCUCUCUCUCUCUCUCUCUUUCAUUUUCGUUACUAUUUUCUUCAGCACAUUAACACAAGUAGAAGAUCCGAUAUCUAUCUAUCUAUCUAUCUAUCUAUCUAUCUAUUUAUCUAUCUGACCUUUGUUUCUGUAUCUACGUAUUUGCCUCACUAG
Messenger RNA from Acanthosepion pharaonis, 612 nucleotides. The record is from the annotation of a GenBank genome assembly. NCBI's taxonomy places the organism in Eukaryota, Metazoa, Mollusca, Cephalopoda, Sepiida, Sepiidae.